AUGGGAAAAAAUAUUUUGGCUGAGAAGAUCUCUGUUGAGGUUUCUAAAUACAUUGAAGCAAUUUCUGAAAGUGGAGGAAAACCUACGGACAUCAGGACUCUGACCAACAUCAGCGUUUCGAAUAUAAUUUGUUCAAUUAUUUUUGGCAAGAGAUUUGAGUUCGAUGACCCAAAGUUCAUCGAACUGAUUAAAGCUUUAAACUUAGCAAUUGCAUCUAUUUCCGGAACCUCUCUGCUCAAUUUCCUGCCCGCACUUCGACUUUUGCCCUUUGACCCUUUCAAGUCUAAACAGCUGAUUGCUCGCUUAACUGCAACCCAGAAUUUUGCGAAGAAAAUGAUUGAUGAAAUUAAACACGACUCCACCAACACGAAAAAUUUCAUCGCCGCUUACAUUAACGAAAUGAAAGAAAAAGAAAAUCGUGGCGAAUCCACUUUACUGGACGAGUCUAAUUUAGUUCGAGUUAUUGACAACCUGUUUGGCGCAGGAACUGAGACAACAAGCACCACCAUCUUGCGGAGCUUGUUGUUUGUGCUUCAUAAUCCGGAAGUUCAGAAAAAAAUCUACCAGGAGAUUUUAGAACAAGUCGGAGUGAACCGCGCUCCGACUAUCAAAGAUAGACCCAGGCUUAAAUAUCUGACAGCGUUUAUCAUGGAAACACAACGGAUGGCUAGUCUGGUGCCAUUUAGUCUCAUCCACGUCUGCAAUCAGGACGCAACAGUAGCCGGGUACACCAUCCCCAAGGGGACGCAAAUCAUUCCCAACCUGGACGCCGUCCUGAUGGAUGAAAAAAUCUGGGGCGACCCACGUAACUUCCGUCCAGAGCGCUUUCUUGACGAACAAGGCAACAUCAAAAACAGAGAGGAAUUCAUUCCUUUUUCCAUUGGCCGACGAAUCUGUUUAGGCGAAUCUUUAGCCAAGAUGGAACUUUUUCUGUACUUAUCUUCCUUGUUCCAGCAUUUUGAAAUCCUUCCAGCUAAAGAUAACUCCAUUCCACUAAUUAAAGAAACAUUUGCCAUCGUUGUCUCCCUUGAACCUUUUGAAAUUCGCUGUGUGGAAAGACACCUAAAUGUGAACAAGUAG
This is a messenger RNA of Physella acuta, 1080 nucleotides long. RefSeq names its product cytochrome P450 2U1-like. Lineage: Eukaryota; Metazoa; Mollusca; Gastropoda; Physidae. Gene Ontology annotation, biological process: xenobiotic metabolic process. The record is from RefSeq and is a predicted model, not a curated record. Gene Ontology annotation, cellular component: intracellular membrane-bounded organelle; cytoplasm. Gene Ontology annotation, molecular function: steroid hydroxylase activity; oxidoreductase activity, acting on paired donors, with incorporation or reduction of molecular oxygen, reduced flavin or flavoprotein as one donor, and incorporation of one atom of oxygen; heme binding.